CGGAAGCAGGCACGUACUCGUACUCGCCCAACCCCUGUGAGUGCUUACCAAUCAUUGAUUGGUCAAAAUGCCAACGACACACUCCAACAGCUACACCAACAGCCAAUCACCGUCCAUAUGGACACUGCCAUGCCAUGCGUUUCAUCCAAUCCGAUGCGCUCGACAAUAAGAUCUUGAAGGGAUGCGCGGCCUUCUUCUACUUGUACUCGGGGCCCUGCGCGGGCUCCUGGCCUGUCGCAUCAUGGGCGCGAGCACGGGCGAGUGCCAAACGCCGAGCGUGUUUCUCCAGUACAUGCCGUUUUGCGGGCCACUUUUGCAGUACACGGCGUGCAUCCCCGAGGCGCAGACGAUUUGGUACAACCACUCGGUCAAGUCCAAGGACCUCUUUCUCUCGCAAAUGUACCAAAAGCUCGUCAAGCAGCGCGAGUAUUUCGAGCAAGACGUGGACCUCAACAACGCAAAGCGCGACGAGUGGGGCAACACGGGCGAGAUCGUCCCGCGCUUCACGGAGAACCGUGAUUGCCAAGAUGCAUUUCGCAACUACAUGUGCUGGCUCAACUUUCCCCGCUGCGACGACGCAGGCGUGAGCCUCGUCAUGUGCCGCAGCGUCUGCGAAAACUACUUUAAAGCGUGCAUGGUACAAACACGAUCGAAUCUUCUGUCGCUUACACGACGCUUGCAUUAGCAAGCCAAGGACCUCUGGCGGUGCGGCGAUCCCGCGUACGUCAAUGGCUACGAGCCCGAGAUCAGCACCUACGCCAACAAUCUCGGCGAGUUGCAGUACUACCGGUUCCCAUUUCCCGGGUCACCGUUCCGAUCGAAUGUUUUUACGAGCGACGGCACGCAAGCGCUGCCUGUGUGCACACCGAGUCUUCUCAAUGGAUCGCCAUCCAUCUACGAUGUGCUGCGACGACUGCACUUGGUGGUGCUGGCGACAUGGCUCGUGGUCUUCCUACGCUAAGGAUGCGACGAAGCUGAGGACUGACGCAAUAAGAACUUUUAUUGUGGACUAAUUCGAUGGCAAAAGACUGCACGAUC
Messenger RNA from Saprolegnia diclina VS20, 1038 nucleotides. RefSeq lists its product as hypothetical. The record is from RefSeq and is a predicted model, not a curated record. The transcript has 4 exons. Gene Ontology annotation, molecular function: protein binding. Lineage: Eukaryota; Oomycota; Saprolegniomycetes; Saprolegniales; Saprolegniaceae. The coding region runs from base 182 to 685 and encodes 167 amino acids.